Molecule: messenger RNA, 3594 nt
Organism: Sciurus carolinensis (gray squirrel)
Lineage: Eukaryota; Metazoa; Chordata; Mammalia; Rodentia; Sciuridae
Gene: Xpc
Product: XPC complex subunit, DNA damage recognition and repair factor
Biological process (GO): mismatch repair; nucleotide-excision repair
Cellular component (GO): nucleotide-excision repair factor 2 complex; XPC complex; cytoplasm
Molecular function (GO): damaged DNA binding; single-stranded DNA binding
Source: RefSeq, a predicted model, not a curated record
GGCGUCGCCCCGCCCGGGGACGGGCGGGCCCCGCGCUCGGCUGUUUUUGGAGCGCUACUGCGUCACGCGCGAAGGGAGCUUUGCCCGGGCAGCAUGGCUCGCAAGCGCAGGGCGAGAGGGGAGCUGCGGGGACGCGAACCGCGCGGCCGGAGUGCCAAGGGCAAGACCGCGGCCCCGCGUGAGGAGGAGGCGGAUGUCUUUGAAGAUGAGAAACCGGAAGUCCCCAAGAAGAGCCUUGUCUCAAAAGUUUCACAAGGAAGGAAGAAGAGAGGCCGCAGUCACCCGGGGGCCGCGGCAGAUGGUCCCGCAAGGAAGAAAGUGGCCAAGGCGCCUGUCCGAUCUGCAGACCUCAUCGUGAAGGAGGAGGCCGUCAGCGACGGGGAAGAUUCCAGGGACUUUUCAAGGGACUUCAAGAAGGCCCAUCCAAAGAGAGAGGCUACCGUGAAGGGAAGCAGCAGUGAAGGAGAAGAUGAGGAAGAGAGCGAGGAGGACUGGGAAGAGGUGGAAGAACUUGGUGAGCCUGUGCCGGGUGACGUGGGAGGCAGCUCGGCCUUCUCUGCGUCUGUUCUGCCUGCGAAGCCAGUGGAGAUAGAGAUCGAAACGCCGGAGCAGGCCAAAUCGAGACAGAGAAGUGAGAAGAUAAAACUGGAGUUGGAGACGUAUCUUCGGAGGAUGAUGAAGCGCUUCAAUAAAGAAGUUCACGAGAACACACACAAGGUUCACCUGCUGUGUCUGCUGGCAAAUGGCUUCUAUCGAAAUAGCGUCUGCAGGCAGCCAGACCUGCUUGCCAUUGGCCUCUCCAUCAUCCCCACUCGCUUUACCAAAGUGCCACCCCAAGACGUGGACCUCUGCUUCCUCUCAAACCUGGUGAAGUGGUUCAUUGGAACGUUCACAGUAAACCCAGAACUCUCCACCAACGAGCAAGAGGGGCUGCAGGCGACCCUGGAACGGAGGUUCGCCAUCUACUCCGCGCGCGACGACGAGGAGCUGGUCCACAUAUUUCUGUUGAUUCUCCGGGCUCUGCAGCUGCUGACCCGGCUGGUGCUCUCUCUACAGCCAAUCCCUCUGAAGUCACCUGUGGCAAAGGGAACGAAGCUCUCCAAGGAGAGACCCACGGAGCGCACUGGGGGCGCCUCAGAAGCCUCCAGCCAGGUCCCCGGAACCGCAGGCACCCCGAAGUCCAGCCCAGCAGCCGGAGGGGAGGCGCCUGCCCGGGGCCGCCACCAGCCCCGCGCCCGGAGGGCGGAGGAGCCGGCGGGCAGCGGACAGCGGACCCGCGGGGAGCGCCUCCAGCGGGGAGGAGAGGCGGGCGGCCCGGGGACGCUCGGCCUCGGGGGCCGUGGGCGCCGGGUGGCCUCCAGGGUCUCGUACAAGGAGGACAGCGGGAGGUGAGCAGGCCGGCAAGCGGUUUCUGACUUUGAGCUUUCCAGCGGGGAGGCCCGGCGAUCCUCCGCGAGGACUCCGAACCCGGCCCUCCAAAGCGAGGCGGGCCCCGGCGCCCCCAGGACAAAGCCCGGGUCCAAGAGCGACGCAGCACCCCACGUGGGAGGCCACUCGCAGGGCCCUGUGGCGGCCUCAAGCUCCCCGGGCAGCAAGAGGGGCCACACGGCGCCCAGGGGCGCGGCGGAGGCGGCCGGGGUGGACCAGUGGCUGGAGGUGUUCUGCGAGCGCCGGGCCGCCUGGGUGAGCGUGGACUGCGUGCACGGCGUGGUGGGCCAGCCGGCCUGCUACAGGUUCGCCUCCAGGCCCCUCACCUACGUCGUGGGCAUCGACAGUGACGGCUGGGUUCGCGACGUCACUCAGAGGUACGACCCGGCCUGGAUGACAGCGACGCGCAAGUGCCGGGUGGAUCCUGAGUGGUGGGCCGAGACCCUGAGGCCCUACCGGAGCCCGUUUGUGGAAAGGGAGAAGAAAGAGGAUCAGGAGUUUCAGGCAAAGCACCUGGACCAGCCCUUGCCUACGGCCAUUAGCACGUACAAGAACCACCCUCUCUACGCCCUCAAGCGACACCUCCUGAAGUACCAGGCCAUCUAUCCUGAGACGGCGGCCAUCCUUGGGUAUUGUCGCGGGGAGGCUGUCUACUCCAGGGACUGCGUGCACACGCUGCACUCCAGGGACACGUGGCUGAAGCAGGCCAGGGUGGUGCGGCUCGAAGUGCCCUACAAGAUGUGAAAGGCUAUUUCCAACCGGGCCCGGAAAGCCCGGCUCGCCGAGCCCCAGCUGCAGGCCCAGAAACGACUGGGCCUGUUUGGCCACUGGCAGACGGAGGAGUACCAGCCCCCGGUGGCGGUGGACGGGAAGGUGCCCCGGAAUGAAUUUGGGAACGUGUACCUCUUCCUGCCCAGCAUGAUGCCCAGCUGCGUCCAGCUGAAUCUGCCCAACCUGCACCGCGUGGCCCGCAAGCUGGACAUCGACUGCGUCCAGGCUGUCACGGGCUUCGACUUCCACGGCGGCUACUCGCAUCCCGUAACUGAGGGGUACAUCGUGUGCGAGGAGUUCAAAGAUGUGCUCCUGACGGCCUGGGAGAACGAGCAGGCGCUCGCGGAGAAGCGGGAGAAGGAGAGGAGGGAGAAGCGGGCUCUCGGGAACUGGAAGCUGCUGGUCAAAGGCCUGCUCAUCCGGGAGAGGCUGAAGCUCAGAUACGGGCCAAGGUCAAACGAGGCAGUAGCUCCCCACGCAGACGCAGGCGGCGGGCUCUCUUCUGACGAGGAGGAGGGGACCAGUUCCCAAGCAGAAGCCGCCAGGAUCCUGGCUGCCUCCUGGCCCCAGAACCGAGAGACUGCAGAGGAGCAGAAGCCCAGGUGCCUCGGGAGGACCGGAAGGGCGAGGAGGGGGGCCGCCUCCCACCUGUUCCCGUUUGAGAAGAUGUGACGGCCGCCUGCUCCGCAGCGCGCUGCUGCCGGCCCAGCGCUGAGCCCAGGGGGGCGUCCUCUGUGCGGACAAGGGGACAGAAGCAGUGUGCCCGCAGACCUGGCCUGGCCACGUGCAGUCACGGCCCUGGUGGGCUUCAGAGCUUCCUGCUGCCCGAGCCUCGGGCGUGGAGCGCUUUCCCGGAGACCCUCUCCUGAACCCGGACGGACCUGGGUCUUUCCAUCUUUGCCAAUGUGGCCUUUUUUUUGUUUUUUUUUUUAAGUACAGAAACGACUGGAAAUUUUGGACGAUGUGCGCUUAGGAGUGCGCUCGUCCUUCCUUCCUUCCUUCCGGUUCGUCUUCGUGGCUCAGACGCCCGCGCUUCCCUCUGCAGGCCUAGGGGCUUUUCUCCGCAGCCCGCUUCCUCUCCCCUCAGGUCCACUAAUACUGCCUGGCAGCCUCUGCCCUAGGGCAGCGGGAGCGAGGUCCCUGGAUCGUGGCCUUUGGGGGUCUACGUUUGAAGUCGCAUUUUGUGAUGAGAGAAGACUGGAACAGAGAGCUCAGAUCAGGAAAGGAAAAGGAAACCAGGUGACAAUUUAGGAAACGUUGGUCAAAGGGGACCGGCGCUGAACUAGACUUUCUUUCGUGGCUGGAUAAAGCUCCAUGCCUGGUAGAUAUUCAGGAGCAAUAACUUUUAUAAAAUUGUGAGAAAAAAAUAAAGCAUUUAUCUAAAAAGACUUGGCU